AUGAUCAGCGGUGCGGCCCAGCAGCACAAAAAACGGCUUGUUUCAUACCGCAAGACCGAUGCGGAAGCAUAUACGGAAAGAAACAAUGCUACCCGUCUUGAUGAAAUUUGGGGAAGCGGAACGGACUGUUUUCAGGCAGUACCAGCAGAUGGACGUAGUGAUAAUGGCGAACCAAUGUUUCUCAGGCUUAAUAUUGGUGGUACCUCAUAUUUAUUAUUGAUAGAAGCAAUUCUACGGACAGAAACAACUAGUUUUCUUUCUAAAUUUAUUCAACUAAAUCAUAAAUCAAGAUUAAAGGUGGCGGAUGCAUAUAUAGCACGUGAAGAUGCGUAUUAUUUUCAACGAUCACCGUAUGCAUUUGAUGCGGUAUUUCAAUAUUAUGCAACCGGUGUUGUGCAUAGGCCACCGGAAAUUUGUCCUGCUGCCUUCUUAGCGGAAUUAGAGUUUUGGGGAAUUUCCUAUCGAUCUAUUGGCUCAUGUUGUGCCGAUAUUGUAGCUCGGGAUCGAUUCGAGGAAAAGGAGGAAGAAAAAGUUGAUAAUAAAACUUUUGAUAAUUUAAUGUUCGGAAGAGUAAGAAGGAAAAUGUGGACCUUUCUUGAAAGACCUGGUUCAUCAAUUCAAGCUAAAGCAUUUGAACUAUCCUCAACUUUAUUUGUUGCUAUAUCUGUUAUGGGUCUAAGUUUUGGAACUAUUCCAGAUUUUCAGGUGACCCAAUAUUUGCCUGCUCAUAAUGAAACAAUUCUGCUUCCAAAUGGUACUAUAACUGUAAUCGAAAAAAUUGAAGAAAUGCGGGUUGAGCAUCAAAUUUUUGUGCUAACGGAACGUAUUUGCAUAGCAUUUUUCACUGUCGAAUAUUGUCUACGACUAUUUGCUGCACCAAGAAAAUUUCGUUUUACAUUAAAACCAUUAAAUUUGGUAGAUUUAAUGGCAAUUGUUCCAUUCUAUCUCGAACUAUUAUUAACACUCUGUGGUGUAGACGAUAAAAAAUUGCGUGAUUUACGUUGGGCUUUCUUAGUGGUUCGUAUAUUACGGGUUCUACGAGUGAUACGUAUUAUUAAACUUGGCAGAUUUAGUUCCGGUUUACAAACUUUUGGGAUGACAUUACAAAGGAGUCAAAAACAAUUACAAAUGAUGACAAUCGUAUUGCUCACUGGUGUCGUUUUCUUUUCCACGAUGAUCUAUUUUUUAGAAAAAGAUGAAGAUGGAACACCAUUUACUAGUAUACCUGCUGCUUAUUGGUGGUGUAUAGUAACGAUGACAACAGUUGGCUAUGGAGAUGCUGUCCCUGCAACAACAAUGGGUAAAAUUAUCGCAUCAGCAGCAAUAAUGUGUGGUGUAUUAGUGCUAGCCUUACCAAUUACAAUUAUCGUGGAUAAUUUCAUUAAAGUGGCGCAAGAUGAGCAACAAGCGGAGCAACAAAGAAUGGAUCAUUUACGACAAGAGCGCCGAAUACAAUCAAUAUUAAACAAAGAAACGAGUAAUGAAGAUUCAUAA
This is a messenger RNA of Brugia malayi, 1494 nucleotides long. RefSeq names its product cation channel family protein (gene Bma-exp-2). Lineage: Eukaryota; Metazoa; Nematoda; Chromadorea; Rhabditida; Onchocercidae. Gene Ontology annotation, biological process: protein homooligomerization; potassium ion transmembrane transport. The record is from RefSeq and is a predicted model, not a curated record. Gene Ontology annotation, cellular component: voltage-gated potassium channel complex; membrane. The coding region runs from base 1 to 1494 and encodes 497 amino acids. The transcript is spliced from 8 exons. Gene Ontology annotation, molecular function: delayed rectifier potassium channel activity.